ACACCAUGACACAUCAUCAUUCCAGGGUCCAAAACAGCCAAACCAAAUCAAGAAAAUUAUCAAACACCUUCAAAGAAAAGAAACAGAGAAGCAUUUGCAGAUUGUUUCUUUAAGGGGAAGGUGGACAUGUCUAGUAACAAACAUGGCCGCCGUUCCCCUAAUCCUUCAUCUCCUUCCUCAAGCAUCGUCUCCGAAAAAACACCAUCUUUUCCUUAUUCAUAUCUCCAUUUUCUUCCUCAUUUCUCUAUCUAAUCCACAAUUUUCUUUUUCCAUUUCCGAGGACGAUGCCUUGAUCAAAUUCAAAGAAUCUUUAAAAAACACAACAUCUUUAGAUUCAUCUUGGCUUAAAGGUACUAGUCCAUGUGACAAAAACAAGAAAUGGGAUCGUAUUCAAUGCGAAGGGAACGUGGUUGAAGGCCUCCUUUUAGGUGAAGCUGGCUUAUCAGGAGAACUAGAUAUUGAUCCAUUGAUUGCACUUCCAGGUCUCCGAGUUCUUGAAAUUGCGAAUAAUUCAUUUUCAGGCACAAUCCCUGAAUUCUUCUUGCUUGGUGCACUUAAAUCUAUAUAUAUAGAUGGAAACCAAUUCUCAGGUGAGAUUCCUAAAGAUUUCUUUGCCAAAAUGGGGUCUCUUAAGAAGAUUUGGUUUGCACGAAACAAAUUCUCCGGUUCAAUUCCUGAAUCUUUAACCAACUUGAAGUACUUGAUGGAACUUCGUCUUGAAAGUAAUGCAUUUUCAGGACACGUUCCGUCAUUGUCACAAGUGAGUUUAACAUCAAUAGAUCUUUCGAAUAACAAGUUGCAAGGCGAAAUCCCUCAGGGGAUGUCUAAAUUUGGUGCUGAUCCUUUUAAAGGAAAUGCAGACUUAUGUGGACAACAAUUAGGGAAAGAAUGUAAUAAGGGAAUCAAUAAGACUCAAGGUGCACCAAUGUCAAAAUUGAAAUGGAUCAUUCUUGGUAUAGUAGUUAGUCUUUUAUUGGUGACCAUUCUUUUUCGCGUCAAGCGCAAGGAAGAUCAUUUCGACAAGCUUGGGAAAGAGAAUCUUGAUGAGGGGUUGCACGUUGGUAGCUCGAUUAGGAAGAGCACGAGCAUUCAUAGCAAAGGAGGUGAUUCUGUUCGUGGAUCAACACGAAGGGGAGGGUCACAAGGUGGUAAGGCUAUGGGAGAUCUCAUGUUGGUGAACAACGAAAAUGGUACAUUCGGAUUGCCUGAUUUGAUGAAGGCAGCUGCUGAGGUACUCGGAAACGGAGUGUUAGGAUCAGCUUACAAGGCAAAAAUGGGAAAUGGAAUGUCUGUUGUGGUUAAGAGAUUGAGAGAGAUGAAUAAAAUGAAUAGAGAUGUGUUUGAUGCAGAAAUGAGAAAACUUGGAAAGUUAAGGCACAAAAAUUUACUUCAAUUAUUGGCAUAUCAUUACAGAAAGGAAGAGAAAUUGAUGGUAUCUGAAUAUGUUCCCAAAGGCAGCCUAUUAUAUCUGUUACAUGGUGAUCGAGGGAUAUCACACGGUGAGCUAAACUGGCCUACUCGUCUAAGGAUCAUCCAGGGAGUUGCUAGUGGAAUGUGUUAUCUUCAUUCCGAGUUUGCAUCGUAUGCAGUGCCUCAUGGAAACCUCAAGUCUAGCAACAUUCUACUCAAUGAAAAAUACGAGCCACUUCUAUCAGAUUACGCCUUCUAUCCACUGAUCAACAACACGCAAAUUGUUCAAUCCCUUUUCGCGUAUAAAGCACCAGAAGCCAUACAACAUCAACAUCUCACUCCAAAAUGUGACAUAUAUUGUCUUGGAAUCAUAAUACUUGAAAUCCUUACAGGGAAAUUCCCUUCUCAGUAUCUCAACAAUCAAAAAGGUGGAACGGACGUUGUUCAAUGGGUGCAAUCAGCUAUAGCUGACCAAAGAGAAUCCGAAUUGAUUGAUCCAGAGAUAGCGUCUGCAACAGACUCCGUUGAACAAAUGGUGAAACUCCUUCAUGUAGGAGCUGCUUGUACUAUAAGCGAUCUGGAUAAGAGGAUUGAUAUGAAGGAAGCAUUAAGGAGGAUAGAAGAGAUAAGUUUAAUAUGAUGAACAUAAAACUUCCAAAAGUAAUAGGUUAGUAGAUUCGUGUGAAGCUUUAGUUUCGUUACCUGCCAGAGCGAUCCUAUGCCUCCUUUGA
This is a messenger RNA of Solanum stenotomum, 2141 nucleotides long. Its product is annotated as pollen receptor-like kinase 3. Gene Ontology annotation, biological process: protein phosphorylation. The coding region runs from base 143 to 2050 and encodes 635 amino acids. The transcript has 2 exons. NCBI's taxonomy places the organism in Eukaryota, Viridiplantae, Streptophyta, Magnoliopsida, Solanales, Solanaceae. The record is from RefSeq and is a predicted model, not a curated record. Gene Ontology annotation, molecular function: protein binding; protein kinase activity; ATP binding.